Molecule: messenger RNA, 1472 nt
Organism: Sphaeramia orbicularis (orbiculate cardinalfish)
Lineage: Eukaryota; Metazoa; Chordata; Actinopteri; Kurtiformes; Apogonidae
Product: protein phosphatase 1 regulatory subunit 12B-like
Exons: 7
Coding region: 228-776 (182 amino acids)
Cellular component (GO): cytoplasm
Molecular function (GO): enzyme inhibitor activity; protein kinase binding; phosphatase regulator activity
Source: RefSeq, a predicted model, not a curated record
CCUCAACAGCUCUCACUCUGCUGUUGCUUCAUUCUCAUCAGACACACAUGGACAUCCCACAUCGACCAUUCACUUCAGCCAAGGAUACAGCUGCACCACAGGCUUAUGUCACCGGAUGGUAGAAGUAUUAUCCUCAGCAUUUUAUGGGAAUUUGUGUAAAAAAGAGCCACAGAAAAUAGAGUAGUUUAAACCAACAGCUGCAUGAGGAGCUCAUCAGUUUGGGAAAGAUGUCAUCUCCACUUUCCAACAACAAAGAUCAGCCACGCAUUAGAAAGAUGCUCUCUGAUUCUUCUCCAGCUUCGACUACUGCCCUCACAAAGAGCCUCAGGCAUGAGAGACUGUCUAGGUUGAACUCGUCAGGUUCCUCCGACGUCUCCAAUGACACAACCACGAACAACGCUGAGUUGUACUUCUUACGAAGGGAAAACAGACUGUCGGCAAGGAGAAAAGCAGAAGAAGAGACAGCAAGCAAUGACUAUAAAAAGAUGUAUGAAAAAGCACUGGCCACCAAUCAAAGGCUGAAGUCCAGACUGGAAACCAGUAAACAGGAACUCGCUGUGAUUCAGGACCAGCUGCAAAGAGCACAGAAGGGAAGACCAGGCACUUGUGAGUCCAACCAGCUAGAGACAGAAAAAAAGGAAAGCUGGGCCCUUAAAAAGAGGAUAUCAGACGUAGAAGAACAAUUGAAGGUUAAAGCAGAACUGAAGAUGGAGAAUCAGAGACUGAAGGAUGAAAAUGGAGCUUUAAUCAGAGUCAUCACCAAACUGUCAAAAUGAGACUAGAAGCACAAAUAAUAAAGCUUUUUAUAAUAUAAGUAAAAUAUAAGAUAUUGUUGUUGAUGCUGUGAUGAAUACUAUGAUGAUGACUUCUGCUCCUGCAGAGGAAUGUAUACAUUUUAUAUGUGAAAACAUAUAGGAGCUUAUUGUCCUAUGAGUAAAGUCAUGAUGCAUUCAGAGUCAGUAAAUGACUUAAAUCCUAUCUAAUUGUAACUAGCUUGUUUUUUUAAUAACUAAGUUUACGUUGAUAAUUUGUGUGUAACUUUUUAUUGCAGUAUACAUCUAUAAACACUGUGUAUAAUUGGAAGGACUACUUAUAGUCUUAGAAGUAUUGCCAUGGAAACUGCAAAUUUUGUCCAUUGGAUUAUGCAGACCCUGAAAACCUCUUCUGAGCUACCAGGGACAGGUGGUGAUGGAUGGGCUACAUUUCCCACAAACCGGGAAAUGUCUUCUUUGAUGAAAAAGCUUAACCUUGACAUAUCUGGCCACAAAUGAUAUGCUUUUCCUCUCAAGCUGCAACACAAAAACAACCAUCACAUUCAUGGAGUUUUAAAAGCCUCCAUUUGUAUCGUUACUGUCUGUACAAAGACAAAGGUUGCUUUGCAUCUAAAAUGCAAAAAUCAGCCAAUUGUCAGGUAAUGCUGAGAGGAGGGAUGAUGAAAUUAGUUUCUCACUGCAGUCAACACUGAAGUAAAU